Molecule: messenger RNA, 4890 nt
Organism: Python bivittatus (Burmese python)
Lineage: Eukaryota; Metazoa; Chordata; Lepidosauria; Squamata; Pythonidae
Source: RefSeq, a predicted model, not a curated record
CACCCGACCCCUGGUGGAAGCUUGGCUCGGGGAGACCCUGGAAGCAGAAAUGGCCCGGGUGCCUCACCUGGACCCCAGCUCUACAGGUGUGGCUCGUCCUUUCUUGCACCGGGAUCAGGACCGGGGCAGGGAGAAGAUGCCUUACUCAGUGGAAACGCCCUAUGGCUUCCUGCUGGACCUAGAUUUCCUCAAGUACGUGGAUGACAUUGAGAGAGGCCAAACCCUCCGGAAGCUGCCGCUGCAUCGCAAAGUUAAGGGGUCCAAGGGCCAGACGGGGGGCUGGGCCUCCACUGAGUCCCUUUCAUCCACGACCUGCGAGGACGGGACCCCCAACUUCUCCCCCGAAGCCAAGGAGCCCACGGGCAAAGGAGACUCGCUCCCCGCGUCUCCCUCGCCUGCUGUCCAGCUUCUCCCCCCGCCUUCCCCCGACUCUGUGUCCAGAGGCCGCAGGGUGGAGACGACCUUGCUGGAGACCAGCAGGCGGCUGGAGGAGGCGCAGCGCAGCCUGCUGACCGGUGGGGGGGCUGCGGGGCUCAAGAGGACGGCCAGCGCCUCCCAGGACGGGGGCGGGCGUCCCCCCGGCUCUGCUUCCCCUCUGGCGGGGGAAAGCCAGGCUGACCUCGCAAAGACGAGCCCGCCUCAUUCAGGAAGGAGCACCCCAGUCCCUUCCGUGAGCCCCGCACACCUCCAGCACAUCCGGGAGCAGAUGGCCACUGCCCUCAAGCAGCUGAAGGAGCUGGAGGAGCAGGUGAAGGUGAUCCCGCUCCUGGAAGAGGAGAUCUGCCAGCUGAAGCAGGAGAAGGAGCAGCUGGCGGCUGGCUUGGGGGCGAGGCUGGAGCCUGAAGCCAGCGAGCCCGGGGUCUUUCGCUUCCCCCCGAGGCCUCCCAAGGGUGGGGCUGCCUGUCCGGGUGCAGGGGGGUCCCAGGGCAACCAGGAGGCCCACAGCGAGAGCGACGGCGAGCCGACGAAAGGGAGGCCGAGCAAGAUUGCGGAGCUGAAGAAACUGACCGAGAGGCUGUCCGGUGUGGAGAGGGCUGGGAAGGGCAGAGGAGGGGCCCACCCCUCGAAAGCAGAGGAGCCCGGCUGGAGGUCCAUUGCCGUCGGGGAGGAGGUGGACAUGAGCGAAGCCGUCUUCUACUACCGGAGCCAGAGGCCAUGCCGAGAAGUGGCGGUGGGGCGCGAGACGGAGACCUGCGACGCCGAGGUGUGGGUCAUGGAGUCCUUCCUUGGGGUGUCGUCGGAGGCGGAGGAGGAGGUGCAGAUGCUGCAGCUCGCGGUCCAGCAUCAGCGCGAAGUGAUUGCCAUGCUGGAGGGGCACCUGAGAGAGGCCACGGAGGAACUAGAGGAGCUGAGGGUGGAGGUCUGUUCCCGCAGGCCAGGCGGCCUGGUCAGCCAGGCGACCCUCGCCUGUCCAGAGACGGUCGAAGCCUGCGUGGAGGCCAUCCCGCCCACCCGGAGCCAGGCUGUGGGCAGCCACAUCGAAAUGGUGGAGGCGAGCGCCCAAGGCUCCCUGCCAGUAGCGCACGUGGGAAUUGGCUGCAACUUGCAAGGGAACGAUUGUACAGAAGCAGACCCCGCAACAGACUCGCCACGGAAAGCUGCACAGACCCCGCCGGGGGCCGAACCCAAAGGCCAGACCCGGCACCCUGAACCCAUGGCUGUGGAGGGGUCCGGGUCCGGAUCCGAAGAGGAGGCCAAGCCCAGGAAGCCGACAGGCAGCGAGGACGGGAGGGCAGUCCAGCUGCCGUUGCAGACAGAGGGAGAACCGGGUCCGGGGCCGCCUUUGCUCCUGGCAGCGGGCGGGAAGGGAAGCCACGAGCCCAACGGGGUGGAGGGGGUCUCGGGGGCUGGUGCCCUGAAGUCCAUCAUGAAGCGGCUGGACCACCCGGCCAAGGCAGAGGUGGGGGGCAGUGGGAAGAAGACCCUCCAGUUUGUGGGCCUCCUGAAUGGCGAGUAUGAGAGCACCUCUAAGGAGGAGGAGGAGGAGGAGGGGUCCCCAGGGGAGGGAUCUCCCCACAGCUCCUUCAGCGAGACGGUCAGCAGCUCUGGUGACUUGGAGGGCGACGUUGCUGCCAGCCCCGAUGUCAGCGACAGCAGCGAGGAGGACGAGGAGACCCCGGUCCCAGAGGCAGCGCCAGACCACCCGAGGCUGGGCACGGAUCCCAAAGCCGCCGCCAGCCAGGAAGCAGCUCCUCCCAAGGUCAAGGAGAGGUUUGAGCUGAGUCCUCGGAUGAGAGAGGCCUGCCUGGUGCUGAGGACCCAUCUGGGCCACGACAGAGCGGCUGCAAAGAGCAAAGAGCUGCUCUCCAGCACCAGCCUGGUCCUGCAGGAGUGGUUCCGAGUGUCCAGCCAGAAGGCCUCCCGAGCCAGCAAGGUGGCGAAGCACCUGCAGGCUUUUGCUGAACUCUCCCCGGCGCUGCUGGCGCACGUCAUCAACCUCUCCGACGGCAACGGGAACAUGGCCCUCCACUACAGCGUUUCGCACUCCAACUUCGACAUCGUCCAGCUUCUGCUCGACACAGGAGUCUGUAAUGUCGACCACCAGAACAAAGCAGGCUACACGGCCCUCAUGUUGGCCGCGCUGGCAACGAUGGAGCAGAAAGACGACAUGUCCGUGGUCCGGCGCCUCUUCGACAUGGGCAGCGUCAAUGCCAAGGCCAGCCAAGCCGGCCAGACAGCACUGAUGCUUGCAGUCAGCCACGGGAGGCAAGAGAUGGUGGAAGCCCUGCUCGCUUGCGGGGCAGACGUCAACCUUCAGGACGAGGAGGGCUCUACUGCGCUCAUGUGCGCCUGCGAGCACGGGCGAGCAGAAACCGUGCGGCUGCUUCUGACCCAGCCAGCCUGCGACACAUCCAUCGUGGAUCACGAUGGCAAUGAUGCUGUGGCCAUUGCCUUAGAGGCUGGACAUCAUGACAUCGCGGCUCUGAUAUCUGCCCGCCUCACCCAGUCGGCAGUUAGGACAGGACCAUGACAGUAUUCAGCUGUGACCGAGGCAGCUCCAGCCCUAGAAUCGUCCUGUUGGCAGCUGCCUCCCCUCGGCAAGAGGACGUGCAACCAAAGAGCCCGCCGUUCCCAGGAGACAGUUCCUGUACCACUAUGCACCCUCAGCCCACGUGCUCCGGCUGCCGCUUGGAAUCCGUUUGGGGUGAGGCUCACCCUGGGCCAGCUUUGCUAUUUUCGGCCACCCAGUAAAUCUUACAUGUUCUGCCAGCGUCCUCAGUUCCACCAACAGGAAGUUAUCAGGGAAAGGCUAUGACCUGUUUUAUAGUAGAAAAGCCUCGCCGCACGUGAAAUUCAUUCUCUGCACAUGGGCAGAACUCAGACAGCCUGGGUGGGGGCGAAGACCUCUUCCUACCACGGCAGCAAGGGAAGCGUCCUGCCAGGCAAGCCCCCCACUGUAACCAAAAACGGUAACAGGGUGGAGUGCUCAAUGAGGACUAGAUACUACCUAUGCAAAUAUUUAUCUCACUAGAAUAAAGUCCCACAAGCCCUUGGCUUUCAUCUCACACAAUUCCAGCAGAUGGGGAGUAAAAUUUGGAGGGGAGAGAGUAGGACCGUGCUUGCUGCGCAUCUCAGACAACCCAUCGCAGGCCGCUUUCCGUAAAUUAGGCGGCCUCCCGUGGGUGCUCUGGGCCUUAUUUUUAAAGAUGACUCCAUCCUCACCCUUAGCACUCAAAGUGAAGAGCAGGAGACACAAGAGAAGUGCUCAUUGUGGCAAUUUCCAAACGAACCAGGCUGGAGUGUGGUGAAAGUCGAACUUGUGCCACGGGUAAUUUUUUAGAAGAGGUGGCACAGGGGCCGUUGCAAGCCAGCCUUCACGUGAUUCUGCCAUUUCAAAUGGAGACUUUGCGACAGGUCAGAUGUCAGAGGGUGCCUUGACAUUCUUUUACCGUUUUCUUAGGGCACCAUCUACCUGUGCCCCCCAGCUGUUCCAACAGAGAGAGACCCACAGAGGGAGACACACACUUGUAAAGAUUUGUUGGUACCCAAGUACAUGAAGCUGGUACAAAGAGCAGCCCAUACCUUCCCAAACUGGCACCUUCCAAAUGUGCUGACAGCCCAAGUCAAGUCAGCACUGCCGGGAUGUGCCAAAAAUCAGGAGCGAUCGAGUAGCACCCUUCCUGACUAACACAUUUCAUUAAAAGGUGGAAGUUUUUGUGAAUGUAUGCCUUUCAAUAAAAUCUGUCAGUGGGAAAAGGCACUACCAAAUGAUUUUUUGCUGCUGUAGACCAACCAGUCAACAGACCCUGCCCUUGUUGCCAGGAAAUGCCACAGCUUUCAAAAGGGGAAACUUUGAAAGUUGCCAGCGAAAUGCCUCGCCAAGCCAAGGGACACGUAAUUGUGUCAAGCUUAGAAAUCUAGAUGCAGCUGGGGCUCAAGUGGUCCUGCCCUUUUUUGGCAGUAGCUCCACAGCCGAACAGGGGGCUAACCCUCUGCACUGAGCCACUUAAGCCACCCUUGAGAGGUAGAGAUGAAGACCCGCAACCCUGGAGGAGGCUCUUCUACUGAACACAUUUUACCCCCAGCAAGUUUUUCCUCAUGGUUGAAUGAAGCUCAGGUAACUGCAAUUUACCCAUUAUUUCUGGUCCUACUCCCUGUGGUCGUGGAAGAGUUCCUGAGCGCCUUUCCCGUGGCUUCCUCUUAUGGGCCCCGACUAUCGUGUCUUCUCUGAGUCCUUUUCUCCAGACUGAAGAUGCCGAGUUCUUUCAGUCCGCCCUCAAGUCCCCCAUCCGCUAUUACCCUCCUGGGAAUCUUUCUGGGAAUGGGGGGGGCAGAACAGCACCGAUGCCGUCUCGGCAGCACAGCGCACGGACAAGGCCUCCCUGCUGGUAACGGCAGGUGGGAGUGACCCCGGGAGUCAGGAGGAAGAGCUGCAGCCUGGACAACCAA